AUGCCGCCCAAAAAGCCCUCACCCGCCAACCCUUCUGUCUCAGCCGCCCGCUUCGUCCCCAUGGACGAAGACACACCCGGCGCCGCCCCAGCCUCGACCUCGGCCGCCACCAGCCAUCAGCCCGCACAACCAGCAGAAGGCCGCCCCGACACGUCCAUGACGACCGCCAACGCGGGCCCCAGCGGCGGCGCCGGCGGGCCCCGGCACGAAGAAGGCAGCAGCAAGCCCGAGAAGGCGUCGGCCAAGGACAAGGACCGCGACGCUGUCACCAUUGAGGACCUCACCCUGCCGCGCUCCAUCAUCACGCGCCUUGCCAAGGGCGUGCUGCCGCCCGGCACGCAGAUCCAGGCCAACGCAUCCUGGCGCUCACAAGAGCGCGCGUCUUUGUCACUAACCUUGCCACCCAGGGCGUCGCUCCUCUGCCCCGUCUGGCCCCCUUUUUUGAUUUCUCCGGCAGGCGAACUAAGCUCGUCGGUUGGCUUCUCGACAGCCGCCACCGGCGAUGCUGCCACCGGCGGCGAGGCGCGCGAUCAGCCACGUGCCAAGAAGGCGAGGAUCGCGGUGGGGGCGGGGGCGGCCGCCGCCGCCGCCGCUGCUGCUGCUGCUGCUGGCGGGGUCGGAGCGGCGGGUGGUGACGACACGGAGCCGGAGGAGGCGGCGGAGGAGGAAGGCGAGGACGGCGAUGAGACGGAUGAGGCGGAGGACGACGACGAGGAGGCAGAGGACGAUGAGGAGGAGGAGGAGGAAGAAGAUGGGGACAGUGAGGCUGACGAGACGGUCGAUGCUCUGGAAGGAGACGAGGACAGGGUUGACCGGGAGGAGGCUGACGAGGCCUUGGAUGGCAAUGACAGUGAUUAA
Molecule: messenger RNA, 858 nt
Organism: Verticillium alfalfae VaMs.102
Lineage: Eukaryota; Fungi; Ascomycota; Sordariomycetes; Glomerellales; Plectosphaerellaceae
Exons: 2
Coding region: 1-858 (285 amino acids)
Molecular function (GO): protein heterodimerization activity
Source: RefSeq, a predicted model, not a curated record